CCCUGCAUGUAACGUGAUCGGGAUAAUUACGACUAAGCUUGGUCACGGUAUACAUCUUGACUCACCUGACUUCGUUGUACACCUGAAUAAAUACAGAGUGAUCAACAGUUUCCAUGUUCCACUUUCCAUUUUCCAUUAUCCAUUUACCUUCAAAAUGUCUUCUCUGAAGCCUGCUCGCUCGGUAAUCAAUCUAACGGGCUGGUCUCCUCCAACGGACUAUAUCGCCAAAGGGGAGCCCCUUUUUGACACCUUGACUUCGACUGCUGAGGACCUACGUCGAGAAUUACAACAGCAAAGAAUCACUUCUGUCCAAAUAAUUAGGGAAUACUAUCGAUCCAUUGUCCAGUUUAAUGGCUACCUCAAUGCCAUAUACGAACUAGCACCAGGUGCCCUCGCCGAAGCUGAGCGUCUAGAUAAUUUGCGUGCUGAUGGAGUUGUUCUCGGUGCUUUUCACGGGAUUCCAAUCCUUCUUAAGGAUAACAUCGCUACGGAUGCUUCUUUGGGUUUGGGAACCUGCGCUGGAGGUAUCGCUCUGAUUGGCUCCGUGCCUAAAAAGAAUGCAUCCAUUGUGGAAAAGCUUGUCGAUGCCGGUGCCAUUAUUCUCGGAAAAGCAACUAUGUCGGAAUAUGGUGAUUUCAAGAGCAUGACUAACAGGUCGGGAUGGUCAGCAGCAGCUGGCCAGGCGCAAAAUCCAUAUGUGACAGGCGGCGAUGACCCACAAGAUGGGCUGGGUGGUCACAGUAGUACUGGUGGAUCAUCUUCGGGGUCCGCCGUUGCGGUUACUGCAGGUCUUAGUCCGAUUUCAAUAGGAACAGAAACACAAGGCUCUUUGAUAGUGCCUGCAGUCAGGGCAGCCUUGUACACCAUCAAAGUUGGACAAGGAAUCAUUCCAGGCGAUGGAAUUUUCCCGAUCAGCCACCGAUUUGACACUGCAGGACCCAUGGCUAAGAGCGUCAAGGACAUAGCUGAUCUUUUGACUGUCCUGGUUGAUUCGCAUUCGACAACCGUUCCAGAGGGAGGAUACUCCUCUGCCAUGUGCGGGUCAGACGGAUGGAAGGAUCUCACUAUUGGCACCCUCGACCCUGACGAUUGGCUGGCCUCAGAAAUGAUGAUCAAGCCCGUUGCCGAAGCUACGGCGCAGAUUAAACACGAGACACUUUCAGCAUAUAAAAUUAUUCAAGGAUUGGCCAAAAGUUACCACCAGAAAGUUCCGCUUCCCUCAGCCGAAAGCUUCAAUAUUAAUGGCGAGGACGCAUUCCUGAACAUACUAUUGGGUGACUUUCCGAGUGAUUGCAAUCGCUACCUGGCUGGCUUGGAAAGCAGCAGAGUCAGAAGUCUACAAGAAUUGGUGGAAUGGAACCGAGCCAAUGGGGCUGUCGCCCUCCCACACGGAUGUGAUUCUCAAGACAUUUUAGAGCAUGCGUUGAAAUCGAAAUACACAGACGAGGAAUUUUCAAAGUUCCUGAAUCAUGUGCAGUCGAUUGGAACCAAAUUUGACGAUGUUUUUGAAAGGUAUGGUCUGGACGUGGUUAUUGGUCCUACAGACUGUUUACUUGGCAUGUUCUCUGCCGUAAAAGCGGCUCCGAUUGUGAAUCUUCCUCUAGCUUACCUGGACUACAACGGGCGACCCAUAUCCCUGCUGGCGGCUGCGCCUCGCCAUAAGGAAGCUACACUCAUAAAGCUGAUGAGUGCAUUUGAGGCUACAUUUCCACCCAGAAAGCCACCUGCAGCUUUCCGGCAGCGCAUUGUUUGAAUUUUACUGUAGACAUAGUUUGGGUGCCAAUGCUAUUUCUACCCGAUAUA
Messenger RNA from Penicillium brasilianum, 1803 nucleotides. NCBI's taxonomy places the organism in Eukaryota, Fungi, Ascomycota, Eurotiomycetes, Eurotiales, Aspergillaceae. The record is from the annotation of a GenBank genome assembly.